This is a messenger RNA of Chenopodium quinoa (quinoa), 2370 nucleotides long. Its product is annotated as rop guanine nucleotide exchange factor 12-like. The record is from RefSeq and is a predicted model, not a curated record. The transcript has 7 exons. Lineage: Eukaryota; Viridiplantae; Streptophyta; Magnoliopsida; Caryophyllales; Amaranthaceae. Gene Ontology annotation, molecular function: guanyl-nucleotide exchange factor activity. Bases 639 to 2345 code for a protein of 568 amino acids.
UCUAACAUACUCAUAACAUAAUUAUAUAGAUACACCUUAUAUUGUUCCCUAUGAAAAUGAAGAAAUAGUUGCGUAUCCAUUAUUAAUCAAUCAUGAUGAUGCCUUAGACGUGGCUGUUCGUUGGACUUUCUUGACUGUCCAAAACACUAAUUAGCCAAAAAUCCAAACAUUAUUCUCCUUAUCCUUAGAUAAAACUUCCACUUUACCCUUAAUCACCCCCUAGUUAAAUAUUAAUCAAAUCUUAAUUAUAAAAUUCUCUCUUUCAUGACAACUUGUAACUUUUCCUCCCAAAACAUGCACCCCACGUUCUUAACAUCCUUUCUUUUCAAAAAUAGUAAACUAUCACAAAAACAAUCAUCCUACCAAUUCUUUGCCAGCCUAAACUAUGCUUGAAUUUUCUCUUCCCUCUUAGCAAUUUAUCAUUUUUGUUACAAAAAUUUUUUAAAAAAAUUAAAAAAAAAAUAAAAAAAAACAAAAGUCAAACAAAGAUUUCUUCUUCAUUACAAACUUUUCUUCCUCUCUCCUUAAUCUUAUUAUACUUCAUGACACAAAAACAUCCUUGUUGUUGCCAUUAACAAAAUUUUCUUUUUUUUGUGUCAUGCAAAAUUUUUUGUUCCAACCACAAACACAUCCAUUCCAUGAUAGUUAACACAAAUUUAGCUAGGAAGGAAAUGGUGCGCGCGUCGUUGGAGCAAGAACAAGAGAAUUACAAGGCGAGGCUAAACCAAAUUCGAGGAAUGAAUAGAGAAAGUGUUGGGAAUAAUAGCAUGAGGCGCGGCCAUUCACGAAGUAUGAUCCUAGAGAGCUCGAGCGCAGAGGACUUGGUAGAGGAUCCAAGGGGUACCAAAAGUUAUGCUUCUAAGGUAGAACAACCUUUGUUGAUUAGCCAUAGGAUUGGUUCAAGCUUAGAGAAGGAUCAAGGUCCUGGUCCGCGAUCAAGGUUGACCGCGUAUGGUGGAGGUGAUAGAGAUGGCCUUCAGAAAGAUAUGGAAAUGAUGAAGGAGAGGUUUGCCAAGUUGCUCCUAGGCGAGGAUAUGUCUGGUGGAGGAAAGGGUGUGUCCUCGGCUUUGGCUUUAUCCAACGCCGUCACCAAUUUGGCAGCAUCUGUGUUUGGAGAACAGAGGAAACUAGAGCCAAUGGCCCCGGAAAACAGGUCUAGAUGGAAGAAGGAAAUCGAUUGGCUGUUAUCUGUUACCGAUCAUAUAGUUGAAUUUGUUCCUUCUCAACAAAAAUCCGCGAAUGGAACUAAUAUGGAGAUCAUGAUAACAAAACAAAGAACGGAUCUCCAAAUGAAUAUCCCUGCCCUUCGAAAGCUUGACGCCAUGCUAAUUGACUGUCUAGACAAUUUCAAGGACCAAAACGAAUUCUAUUACGUAGCUAAAGAUGCUGAUGAUUCAGAGAAAGGGUCUAAAAGAGAUGAUAAAUGGUGGUUACCUACAGUCAAAGUUCCUACAAAUGGUCUAUCUGAAGUCACAAAGAAAUGGCUGCAGUUUCAGAAGGAUUCUGUUAACCAAGUGCUUAAGGCCGCAAUGGCUAUCAAUGCACAAGUCUUAUCAGAAAUGGAAAUCCCCGAAAACUACAUUGAAUCCCUGCCUAAGAAUGGAAGAGCUAGCCUUGGAGAUGCACUAUACAAAAGCAUAACAGUUGAAUAUUUUGAUCCUGAGCAAUUUUUUACAAUAAUGGACUUGUCAUCUGAGCACAAAAUUCUCGAUCUCAAGAACAGAAUUGAGGCUUCAGUAGUGAUUUGGAGACGAAAGAUGACCAACAAGGAUGCUAAGUCUCCUUGGGGUUCAGCCGUGAGUAUAGAGAAGAGGGAACUAUUUGAAGAGAGGGCGGAGACCAUUUUGAUUAUCAUCAAGCAGCGAUUCCCUGGAAUUUCUCAAUCCCAACUCGAUAUCAGCAAGAUUCAAUUUAACAAGGAUAUUGGUCAUGCACUUCUUGAGAGUUACUCAAGAAUCCUAGAGAGCUUGGCACACACAGUCUUAUCUCGAAUAGAAGAUGUACUGUAUGCAGAUUCUCUUGCUCAAAACCCAUCACUCGCGCAAAAGAAGAGGAAUCCCCUAGCAGAUAUCAAGAUCACUUCAACAAAGUUCCCUAAUGCAGAUGAAGAAAUAGAGAGGCUAAAUGCUGUAGGAACACCGCCAUCAAUGACACUAUCAGAUUUCAUGGGCUGGACUAUGGAUAACGGCGAAGGAGACUUAAAAGCAAAGGAAGGAGCAGGAAAUGAGGACAUAAAAGAUAUAAGUGACUUAAAAGUUGGAAAACUCGCGAACAUUGCAGUUCCUAAGAAGGUAUCCUACCUAGAGAAUUUGGGAGGUUUGAGAAGUCCAACAGCUCGACAUUGACAAGAGACAGUUAAGAUUACAUUCC